AUGCAUUUCUGCGAUCGAACACUGUCACGCCGGGACACCCGUCGGCGAAGGCCGGGCACUGGACUGAGCGUAUUCGAACGGGGUCGUAGAAACGACAGAGGGGUUACUGAUUCGCUUCGGAAUAUGCGACGCACGGCCACAAUUCCGCUGGUGGUUGGUGUUGAGGGCUCUUGCGAUUGUGCGCUAUUGAUUCGUGCGGAUCGAAGGCGAUCAAUCAGCGCAGCGAUCAGAAUUGUCCACGCCCGGCAAGCAUCCGGAAAUCCGCGCACACAGUCCUGA
Messenger RNA from Anisakis simplex (herring worm), 279 nucleotides. The record is from the annotation of a GenBank genome assembly. NCBI's taxonomy places the organism in Eukaryota, Metazoa, Nematoda, Chromadorea, Rhabditida, Anisakidae.